Closterium sp. NIES-65 is the source of this 921-nucleotide messenger RNA. The record is from the annotation of a GenBank genome assembly. Lineage: Eukaryota; Viridiplantae; Streptophyta; Zygnematophyceae; Desmidiales; Closteriaceae.
AUGGCGAGCGGCGGUAUAAUCGAGGAGGCGGAAAACGUGGAUGGCGGAGCGGGGGGCGUGGGGAUGGAGAUGCGCGGGGUGCUGUUCCGGUGGGGGGAGAUGGGCGUUAAGGUCGCCUUCCGCUCGUCCGAUUUCCCCCGCCACGUCAUCAUCCUUGGUGGCCUCACGGACGGGCUGCUGCCGACGCAGUACACCGCCAGGCUGGCGUCCGAGCUGGCAGCCGUCCAUUGGUCGCUGCUGCAGACUCAGCUUUCAUCGUCUUACUUUGGAUACGGCGCUGCGUCAUUAGAGAAGGAUGCUGCCGAAAUAGAUGACCUCAUCGCUUACAUCAUCAAGCGGUACCAGGCUUCGGAGGUCGUCCUGGUCGGCCACAGCACAGGCUGUCAGGACAUAGUGGCGUAUCUCAAGAGCACUAAAGCUAUCCAUCGCAGCGCAGUCAAAGCCGCCAUUCUUCAGGCGCCAACGAGUGACAGGGAGUGCAUGGAGCAGCAGGCGAGGGAAGGGGGAAAGGACACAGAGGAUGCCUUUGAGGAGAUGAAACAGGCGGCACAGGCCAUGAUUGCGGGCGGCAGAGGCGCCGAGAUGAUGCCGAGAAGUGCCGAUCCGCUCGCACCAAUCACAGCGAACAGGUUCCACUCCCUGGCGAGCAUGGGAGGGGAUGAUGACAUGUUCAGCUCUGACUUUUCAGACGAGGAGUUGAAGGAGCGGCUGGGGCACAUGGGUGCAUGGCCGUGCCUGGUGAUUCUAUCAGGGGAGGAUCAAUACGUGCCAAGAGCUUUAGACAAGGAAAAGCUGCUACAGAGGCUCUGUGCUGCUAUCGGUGGUGCCACCGCUGCCCUAAUUCCUGGAGCCGACCACUCCUUGAGUAACACAGUGGACGAAGCGGUUACCACGAUAACGGAUUUCAUUAAGGAGCUUUAA